Messenger RNA from Aspergillus caelatus, 6150 nucleotides. Its product is annotated as protein kinase RIM15. NCBI's taxonomy places the organism in Eukaryota, Fungi, Ascomycota, Eurotiomycetes, Eurotiales, Aspergillaceae. The record is from RefSeq and is a predicted model, not a curated record. Gene Ontology annotation, biological process: phosphorelay signal transduction system; peptidyl-serine phosphorylation. The transcript has 2 exons. Gene Ontology annotation, cellular component: cytoplasm; nucleus. Bases 1 to 6150 code for a protein of 2049 amino acids. Gene Ontology annotation, molecular function: ATP binding; protein serine/threonine kinase activity.
AUGGCGGGCAAUGGCAGUCCAAGUCCUCAGUUCCUGGCGCCUCCGGCCGUGACGGCCUUACGGCAGGAGGCCCGGAGCAUCGUUCCGAGUCUAACCCCUUCGAAUCGCUCUCUCAAUGACGACAAUGAUAUGCAGGAAGAACGUGCGGAGUUGAAGCAGGCGGCGGAGCAGACGUUGAACGUCAUUGUUGACCUGGAUCUCGAUGGCCGCAUCAAAUGGGUCAGUCCGUCAUGGAGACAGGUGGUGGGAACUGUCCCAGAGUCGGUGGAGGGACGGAUGAUUUCGGAUCUUAUUGUGGACGACAAGAAUGCCUUCCAAGAGGCAGUUGAGGCCAUGAAGGUGGAUGAUUCUCGAAGUCGCUUUAUUCGCUUCUCGUUGCUGAUGGGUCCCGACUCGGUUCUGAAAUAUUCCCCCGAACCACGACCCGUGGAACCGGAGACGACAGAAACUGGUGAGACUGACGGUGCGGGCGGCCAGGAGAGCCCGCUUGCAGAGACGGAGGAGCAAAGUCAUGAUAUCCUGAGCAUGGAAGCACAAGGCAUCAUGGCGUACGACCGGACGGCGGACGGGGCUAGUCAUACGAUGUGGAUGUUGCGACCGUUCUCUGAGCCCAGAGAAGUCACCAUAGAUCUCCCUCCUCUGCUGGUGGAAUCUCUAGGCGUCGGAGCCGAGGUAUUAGCGAGUUAUUUGACGACCUUAGCAGAAGCGGCUGCGAACGAACCCGAUCCCUCCAAGCAUCCUGCCCCCAACCCGGUAUUAUGUCGAAUCUGCGAGCGUCAAAUCACACCUUGGUGGUUUGAGAAACAUUCCGACCUUUGUCUACAGGAACACCGAGCCGAGAUGGACGUUCAAAUUGCCCAGGAAAACCUUAAUGAGCACCGUCAUGCGAUUGUGAAGGUGCUGGACGCUCUUGAGGCUAGACAAGGCAGACCCUUAGUGUUGGGUGAAUCUAAUCCGCCUUUUCCCCAGCCGGAAUACAAAGGACUGCCCAUUGGACCGUCCCCGAUUGCUUCAGCACCAUCAUCGGGGUCCGUUUCCAAUUCAAGUUCCGCCCCUGCUACUCCGCCUAGAUCCAGAGACCACUCGGUUUCGGGCAUGGGUCACUCCCGUGGUCGAUCGUUCGCUGUCCGGCGGCCGUUGUCGCGCGUCGUCGAACUGAUUUUGGAUCUCUGCGAUACGGCUUUGGAGAUCAACAUGCCGGUACUCAAGGAGGCUCGCGUAGACAACAACGAUGAAUUCCGAACUUUAUCCCCACAGUCAGAAUCUCGGAUUUCACAGGUUCUCCAGUGGCAGUCGCCCAGCACUAAUACCCUGGAACAAGAGCAAGGCCUAGCUGCGUUGUGCACUGAUACAGAGCAGGUAGCUAAAGCGAAAGUGGAUGCGACUAUUCGCUACCGCAGGAUCGUUGAGUACGCUGAGCGAAUUCGCAUCGAAUAUACUGUGCUGGUGGAAGAAUGCAUUACCGCAGCCCUUAGUAAGGCUGAGCGUAUCGCAGCCGGUCAACUCAGUGACUCCAGCUCUUCUGAGGAUGAAAAUGUGCCGGAUAUCCUUGAUAGUAACAUAGCUACUGGCCCCAUCCCCAGCCCGGCCCAGUCUCGGGAGUCUAUACCGUUACCCCGUCCAAUGUCCGCCUUGACGAUGUCCAUGCGGAACUCUCCCGAACGGCACCAGUCUCCCCACUCCUCUGAGGGUAAAGUGUCAUCGGUUGCUGUAUCUACUGGGUCAAAUAGUCCAAUGGAAUGUCCUACUCCUCGCUCGCACAAGAGCGUUGCCGGGGUGCUGGGCACGUCUCAACCGUCCCGACGCGCUCUUGCACCGGCAGAUUUCGAUGCUGGAGAGAUGAGUGACAGUAGCGUUCUCUCAUCUGCGUUUCCGGGUGCCAUGCGAACGGAUUCGCCGUGUUCCGAUCGAAGCUUGGACAGAAAGCGUAGGAGUCUAGUGCUUCCUGGACUAUCGAGCUCCCCUCGCCGGGGUCAUUCACCUGCCAGAGUUUCUGGCCCUCAUUCACCGUUGCGAAUGCCGAAGCCUCGCCUUUCUAGCGGCGCCGAAAGCUUGCCGUCUCCCAUAGUUUCCCCGUCGACGAACGCCAGUGAGCUAGCCCAUCAUCACUUCCGCCACCAUCGUCGCCAAUCUUCAGCAACCUCGUCCGAUGCUCCACGGCCACCCGUCUCGCCGCACCUGGCAUCGGCUAGCCAGCCGCAGCCGCGACCAGCGCCGGUGUCCAUCAAAGAUUUCGAGGUGAUCAAGCCAAUUAGCAAAGGUGCCUUCGGUAGUGUAUAUUUGUCGAAAAAGAAGACGACUGGGGAACAUUUUGCGAUUAAAGUUUUGAAGAAGGCGGAUAUGGUUGCCAAGAAUCAGGUCACCAAUGUCAAAGCAGAACGAGCUAUUAUGAUGUGGCAGGGGGAAAGUGAUUUCGUUGCCAAAUUAUACUGGACCUUUUCCAGCAAAGAUUAUCUCUAUCUGGUAAUGGAAUAUCUCAAUGGGGGUGACUGUGCAUCUCUUGUUAAGAUCUUAGGUGAACUUCCUGAGGAUUGGGCUAAAAAGUACGUUGCAGAAGUAGUCCUCGGGGUAGAACAUCUCCAUAGCAGAGGCAUUGUCCAUCGAGAUUUGAAACCAGACAAUCUAUUGAUUGAUCAAACCGGUCACCUUAAGUUGACUGAUUUUGGCUUGUCUCGGAUGGGGCUCGUCGGGCGUCAGAAGCGGGUUUUGAAGAGUAUGAACAAUGAGCCAGCGCCCGAUCUCCUCAAACAGGGACCUUUCCCUCGCGCUACAUCCAUCACAUCCUCUCGGUCAGCCUCGUUUGAUUUUCAAGGUAGCGGUUCGCCAGGAUCCACGCCAUUGAUGACCCCUGAUGUGGCUGGCAGCAUGCCCCAACCGUCUUAUUUCAACCUCAAUCAGAGUGGAAUUAGUCGACAGACGUCUCGUCGGGCAUCGGGAUAUCGCAGCGAUAGCGUAGGCAGCGAAGGUUUGAAUUCAGUCUUCCGAUCUCUAUCCCUCCAUGACCCCAGUGAAGUGCAGGGUUCAUUGCCUGUUCCUGUGCCUGGUGCUAGCAACUUGACCGAGGAUGGCCAAAGUGAAGCAGGAGGAUCUCCCCAUCUAUAUCCGCUUCAGCAAACGCCUAGUAACUCGGUCCCGUAUGACACUGGUCCGCAGCAAGGUAUGAUGCCGCCAUUGAUGGCGCUCUUCGACCCCGAGGACCAUAACCGUCGUUUUGUUGGCACUCCAGAUUAUCUGGCCCCCGAGACCAUUAACGGCGCGGGCCAGGAUGAGAUGAGCGACUGGUGGUCCUUGGGUUGUAUCAUGUUUGAAUUCCUCUUCGGCUACCCUCCUUUCAACGCAAAUACCCCAGAUGAAGUGUUCGACAAUAUCCUCCAUCGGAGAAUCAACUGGCCGGACCACGUGGAAGAGUUGACGAGCUCGGAGGCUAUUGAUCUGAUGAAUAAGCUUAUGACUACCGAUCCUGCUAAGCGGAUUGGAGCUAACGUGGACGAAAAGUAUCCGAAUGGGGGAGCAGAGAUCCGUAGCCAUCCUUGGUUUUCGGACAUCAAUUUUGAUACCCUACUGGAUGACAAGGCGCAAUUUGUCCCAAAUCUUGAGAACCCGGAAGACACCGAGUACUUCGAUUCCCGUGGAGCUACACUUCAAGCCUUCUCCGAGGAGCUGGAGGAUGGUGACUCUCCUCGGCCUGUAACCACCGGACCAUAUCCAGAUCGCCCGCACGAUGCCCUUUUCAAGGUUCGCUCACAGGUCAAUGCAUCGAAGCGACCCUUGAUGCCGCUGCAUAUCCCGCCUCAUGUCCGCGAGUCACGUAGUAGAAGACUGAGUGAGCCUUCUUUGGAAGAUGACUUUGGCAGCUUCUCUUUUAAGAAUCUCCCGAUGCUUGAGAAGGCAAACAAAGAUCAGAUACAGAAAUUACGCCAAUCGGCGAUGCAAGCACAGCAGCGCCCGUUCGCGGCUUCGGGCGCCCAGCAACAGCCUCCAGGAAAGGACCAGGGGCAGAAUCAGGCACAGACGCCGGCACCAUCUUCGUCUGGUCCGUCCCUGGAAGGAAGUCCAUUACCAAUGUCGUUGCAGCGAACCAUGUCACAAAGUAAAGGAAACAAUCGACCCUCCUCCCCGUCAAGCCAAGCGAACUCCUCUCCCAGUCGACCGUCUCAGCCUUCGUCCCCUCUUCUGGUUCAAUUCAGCACUGGUCAUCACAACCAUGAACGCAGAAAAACAUCUGGUUCUUCGUCGACCAACUCGCACCACUCCAGUGCCUCUGGCCCACCUGCUAGCGCUGAGCAGGCUCGUAUGGCAAGCCUAAAGAUCAGCUCAUCCGCUUCGUCGCCGGUGAAAACAAGCCGAGCCACCACAACUCAUUCACCUGACAAGACACCAUCAGGCCCUCCCCGUCACGGCAGUGCGCCCACGAGGGCUAGAUCACAGACUAUCGGGUCCCAGGAUGGUGAUUUGUCUUCCUCAGUAGCCAAGGAAUUAUAUGUUGCUGGUCACUACAAGCGACGCAGCCAACGAUUCAACGAUAUCUCACCUUCUUCGUCCGACAAUGAAGACCCACGUACGAAGCAGUUGUUCAAAAACCAGCGACAACGCCAAAGUUCCAGGCGCCUUUCCCAGCUUAACUACCCCGAGGGCCCAUUCUUUCGGCCGUUGGAUGUACUGAUCUGCGAGGAUCAUCCGGUCUCCAGGAUGGUGAUGGAACGCCUGUUUGAGAAGCUCCGUUGCCGUACGAUCACCGCUGUGAAUGGCGCAGAGGCUAUGCGCUACGCUCUCAGCCAAGUGCAAUUUGACAUUAUCAUGACGGAGUUCAAACUGCCCCAGGUAAAUGGAGCAGAUGUCGCGCGUAUGGUUCGGGAGACACGGAGUGCUAAUCGACACACCCCAAUUAUUGCUGUAACGGGCUAUUUGAAAGACUUCCCGGAGACUCACUACUUCGAUGGGCUGAUUGAGAAGCCCCCAACUCUGACCAAGCUUACCGAAGCAUUGUGUAAGCACUGCCAGUGGAAACCUCCACCGAACGAUUCUAUUCCUUCUCAGCCUUUGGCUGUUCCGUCCGCAACACCACGCCAGAUGCCAGUUCCUGCUGAGCACAGUCCAAGCUCAGUAACAUCAUCCAACUUUGUCCCGGUGCCUGCAAGCUCGUAUCAAGGUUCUAGUCGUGCAGACUCCAUCGGCAGUAGCUACUUUGGUGAUAUGGAGUCUGUCAAAGCUGAGGAUGCCCCAAUUGUCGGGGGUCGUAAGACUGAUGAAUGGUGUUCAAGUCAAGGUGGACUAGGUAUAUCAGGAGAUACGGGUCCAAGUCAAGGGGAACCGACCCAAGGGACUCCUGAAUCCAAUAAUAAAUGCAACUCAGACCCUGCAUCGCUACCGCAUUUACUUCACGCUGUCUCCGCCCCGGCUUCUAUGAAUGCCUCUGGCACGCUGACCCCGCGGAAGCAGCGCUCUAGUGAAGCGAUUCGCGCCAGGAGAGAAUCUUUGGAAAGAAAACGCUAUGAGGGCGCGGAGUCUGGUGAUGAUGAAGACGAAGAACUUGGACGUUCCAAGUCACGCACACAAAGCCCGAGAAAUCGGUCAACCCGCCCCGGCUCUAAACUGGGCAUAGAGAUGAUGAGGACCAACAGCAGAGGCAGCGUGGUCAGUGGCAGUGAGGAGUUACUCAAGAAGGAGAGAGAAUCGCUCGAGAGGAGGAGGAGGAGUGGAGGCUCAGAGAGUAUCAGCGAAGAGCGAGCGGAAUCUCCUGGCAUAGAGAAUAGGUUCGAAGGGCUCCAUUUCCCUGAAGACGCGAUUGUGCUGUCGGAAGACAAUUAUAGCCCGAGGCAGUCUCCCACACUUUCCGCGUCAAAUAUGAGCCCCUGUUUCUCUACAAUGCCUCGUCUAGGAUCCUCGUUUGCUCAUGACAAUACCGAGACAGGCCUAGGUGUCAGCCCGGACGCGAGCACGGAAACUCUCAAAAAGGGCCAUAUAACUCCUCCCAUCGUGUUCACGACGGAGGAUGAGUCCGCAUCGGUCGACCCAAACACACCUUACAUUCAGAUGUCCAGUGUCGAAGAUGACACCGAAACAAUCCCUGAUUCUGAAGCCACUCCACGGCCGAUACAUACCCCUUCACUCGGCUUAGAUUCAGAGAUUACACCUCGUCAAGGAGGAUGA